This is a messenger RNA of Cydia fagiglandana, 2249 nucleotides long. RefSeq names its product transmembrane protein 208. Bases 204 to 728 code for a protein of 174 amino acids. The record is from RefSeq and is a predicted model, not a curated record. The transcript has 4 exons. Gene Ontology annotation, cellular component: intracellular membrane-bounded organelle. Lineage: Eukaryota; Metazoa; Arthropoda; Insecta; Lepidoptera; Tortricidae. Gene Ontology annotation, biological process: vacuolar protein processing.
AUCAAAAAAUUGCCAAUAGGUAAAAAGAUCGUAACGUUGAUUACAUGAGGUUAUUUUGUUAAAUACUAAAUAAAAGUGCAUUAAAAUAUCUAACUAAGCUACAAAUAAAUACAAACAACAAGAAAUCCUUAUCUUAAGUCUACUAAAGUGCGAGUUAGCAGUGUUUUAUUGAGGGAAACGAAGGACGAAAACUUUGUUACAAAAUGCCUCCACCACCAAAAAAGGCGCCUACAAAAGGUGCUAAGCAAAUCCUCAGUGAAAAUACGGCUACAGUUCUUUUCUACCGCAAUAUGGCCCUAGCUGCGUGUGCAUUUUACGGCAUUUUGACCGGCGCAUUGUACUACGAUCAACUCACUGGAUGGAUCAUUUUUCUGAACGUGUUUGUGUUGGUGAUUUACAUCGGGUGCUACCGCAUGAUGACGUACAUCAGCCGACCGACGUACGCGGACAACAGCCAGCUCAUCGACCCGGGCCUCGACUUGAACAUGGAGGGUGGGAUGGGAGAACACGUGAAAGACAUAGUGAUCCUGACAUCCAUAACGCACGUGCUCGCCGUCGCGUCCAACUAUUUCUGGCUCCUGCUGGUCCUGCUGCCGCUGCGGGCCUUCUGGCUGCUCUGGACCAACAUCCUCGGGCCCUGGUUCUUCCAAGAGGCGCCGCAGGACACGGAGCAGAGUGAAAAGAAACAAAAGAAGUUGGAAAGGAAAAUGAAGCGGUAUCAGCAGUAGUUUAGGAGCAGGUUCGCUAAGGCGGUGAAAUGUCGUACAAGGCUGAUUUAGUACCAGUAUGCCUGGCCAAGAUGACAAUCGUUGAUAGAAAUGGUCGAAACUUAAGUGUAAAUGUGUUUAAAUAGUCACGUGACUUUUCGUGGCAUCCAGGUACAAAAUUUUCUUUUCGUUUGGACUUUUCUCGUAUGUAGUAUGAUUAUCAUAUUGGCUAGGCCUCCUUAUCAUUGUUUACGCGGUUAUUACACUAAUGCGAAUUCGCACGCCGCUCCUGUAUACGAGCGAGCGAGACAGCGCUAUGCAAGUAUAGAUAUAGCGAGGUCCCGCUCGCACAUCGGAGCAACGUGCAGAUCUGCACCCAAUGUAAAACUGCCUUAUAACAAGCAAACGUUUUCCUCGGCCGGCCUAGUUUAAAUAUCCUCUUCGAUUACGCAUAGUUUUUAUGGACCUCGAGGUCGGUUUUGCUAAAGAUUCGUUGAUUGUGAUGUAAAGUCUAAUAAAAAAUCGUGCACACUAGUGUGACAGCUGAAAUAGAUAGCGUUGUACACGCAGCCGCAAAAUUGCAUGGCCACUUUAUGAUUUAAUUCUUCCAUCGUGUGUGCAUGCAAUUUUCAGCUCGCUGUACGUUUCGUGGUCACUGGAUCGCAAACGUCAACUUUUGAUAACCAGCGAUAACCGCGUAAUGUGAGGAAGCUUACAGCAGCGCCACCUACAUCAGCUAUCAAAUUUGAAGCGAAAAUUAGUCUUAAAUUUUAGGCUUAUACGAUCAAUGAAUUUUUGGUGUUUCAUAUGAGCAAAUACUGAACACAUACAUAUUAUGUUAGCUUGACCAUUCGUACUGAACGUAUCAUGUUAGCGAAUGUAAAUGGAUCGAUCGAGUCUCAACCACUGCCCAGUACAGUGGCGUAGCUAGGUGUGGGCGAAAUGGCCUCGCCCCCCAAGAGGGGCCUCGCGCGAGGCCCCUUCGGGCACAGUGAAAGAAAAGGGCCUCGCAGAUGCGACUUCGCCAACGGCUAGUUUAUGAGUUCACGCUACCUGGGCCAGUACCUAUUUUAUAAAGAAGAGCUUUAAUGAGACAAAACAACGCACUUGGUCCAUUAAAAUGACGCGGAUCUUAUGAAAUACACGUCAGUUUUUCACUCACACGACUGUCUGCCCGAUUCGAACUAUAAGGUACGGCAAUUAAUAGAUCUAGAAACGAUAUGGAAUAGAUGUGUCAGUGUCAAAAGUGACGUUUUUGUUUGAUGAUACGUCAGAUUUGACACUGACAUAUCUAAUCCAUAUCGUUUCUAGAUCUAUUCAAUGACUUAUCUUGAAGUUCGAAUUGGGCCGUGUGGACACAUGACUGUGUGAAAGAAUGUUUUUCCUAGGUUUAUAUGCAUAAAGCUUGUUACAUACCUAUAUAUUUAUUAAAAUUAAGAAGUAAAAGUACAUUAAGUGUUAUUUACUUGAAAUCAUUUCUUAAUGUUUUUUUGGCAUGGUUAUGGACACAUUUUGUAAAAAUAAACUUCUAAAUUAAGUAUA